Messenger RNA from Monomorium pharaonis (pharaoh ant), 2137 nucleotides. Its product is annotated as KICSTOR complex protein ITFG2. The transcript has 7 exons. NCBI's taxonomy places the organism in Eukaryota, Metazoa, Arthropoda, Insecta, Hymenoptera, Formicidae. The record is from RefSeq and is a predicted model, not a curated record. Bases 85 to 1914 code for a protein of 609 amino acids. Gene Ontology annotation, cellular component: KICSTOR complex. Gene Ontology annotation, biological process: regulation of TOR signaling.
CUCUAGGUUUGGUAACAGCAAAAGCUACUCAUAUAGUUUGGCCACCGAGUCGAUGGCAACAGUUACAGGCUACAAAACCCAACUAUGAGAGCUGUUAGCUUUGUAAAAAAAUUACAAUGGGAAUUACCGGGUACUGUAUGCAGGCAUGGCUUAACCAUAGGUGAUGUUGAUAAUGACGGUGAUAAUGAAUUGGUUGUUGGCACUACCGAAGGAGAACUUUAUAUCUUCAAGGGUUCAGAGUUAUGGCAGAAGAUUAUUGGCCUUGGCCUUAUAACUAGCGUAGCGAUCGGAGAUAUAUUUAAUUAUGGACGCAAUGCACUUGUUGUUAUUUGCUGCGAUGGAUGGACACAUAUAUUUUAUAGUCCCAAAUCUGUUAAUCCUAACAACUCUAACAUGCUGGCAGGCCAACAUAUCAGCAAAGAUACAAAUGAACAGGAUAUCUUUAAAGCAAAUACUGAUAUAGGAAAUUCCCAAAAUACCGAGACACAUGUUGACAAUACCAAUGAAAUCAAUGAACUCUCUGGAAAAAUGGAAUGUGUACAUGUACAAAGGAUCCCAACUAAUACGAAAAUAGUGCUGAUAGCCGAUGUCGAUAAAGAUGGUGCUAAUGAGAUGAUCCUUGGUCUGACAGAUCGUGUUGUGAGAUCUUACAGAUGGUCAAGUAAUGCUGAUUUGGAAAAAGGAAAAUUAGUUGGCCUAAAUAAGUGGGAGUGCACUAAUCAAAUAGGAACGGUUACAUUGCAACAUACUAGUGAUGGUACGCCAACUCUGCUAGUAGCACAGCCUGGUGGUACAUUCAUGCGGAUUAAGUGCAACUCUGAAGAUUGUCAAUCAAAGAAUAGUUCCUGCGAGGCUGUAGAUUAUCAGACCUUAGGGAUAUCUAGAAUGCGCAAUCAAAAUAUUUCAACGGAGAUUAUCGGAAAUUUAGAGCCGGGAAUAAUGCCAUUUAUUUCGACGAUCGAACCUAAGAUGUCUAGUUACAUGCCUAAAGAUAAAUUAUCAAAGCAAAGUUUCACAGACGACAGUCAAAUAGACAUGAAGACUUUCAAACCUGCUUCUCUCGAGUUCAAAAGGAAUUACUCGCAACCGGCGUUUCGAAAAAAUAGCCUAGAUAUGGCUGGUGAGUAUGGCAGAGACUUUACAAUAGAAAAUUCAGGACCAGUUAGAUUUUAUAGUCCUGUCGAGUCUUCAAGUACUGAUGAACUAGAUGGCAACUUUAUCGGUGGCAACGUUAUUCUCGGGAAAUACGAUAACAGAACUGUAAAAGAUACAUUGGUACCAUCUUUUAAAAAAAUUUCACAUAAUAAUAAUGAGAAUAAUAGUAAUAAUAAUAAUAAUAAUACCAACAAUAUCAGUAAAUCGAAUCAGCAAGGAAUUAUAAAAGAAGACACGGAUUCAAACAAUGAAGUCAUCAAUGAGAAUGCUCCGAAGGGAAAACCUUAUGCUUUGGCAACGCUUGAUGGAACUAUUAUGCUGGUACAGGAUGAAGUCAUUUUAUGGGCUAUGCAAGUAGAUCAUCAGAUAUUUGCCCUGUGUCGACUGGACGUCACAGGUGAUAAUUCUGAUGAGAUAAUAGCUUGUGCUUGGGAUGGACAGACCUAUAUCUUGGAUCAACAACGACAUAGCGUACGCUUUCAAUUUGAGGAAUCGGUCAGAGCUUUUUGCACAGGAAAUUACAAUGUAAUUCCAGGAACGUCUAGUCCAAGUUUGGUGUACAAUACUUUCAACAACAAGAUUUUUCUUUACUAUGACGUUAUUUUGCCGAGCAUGACGAUCACUCCUUUGAAUCCCACGAAGGACUUUGAAUCUGAUGAAAUGCAAGCCUUAGAUAAAUUACUGGGCGAGUGUAAUACAAAUGAGAAACAGCAAAAGAUACAGCAGUUAACUGAAUGGUUGCUGUAUGGCAUAGAUUAAAAUAUAUAACAAACGUUAAUAUAUGGCAAACGUUAUUAUAAUCAAAAGACACGAUAGUGUCUCGCGCCAAGUAAACGCGCAGCGCGAGACUGCACCGUGUCUUUACGCGAGUACGCGACUUGGGAUUAUAUAUACGAUGUGGUUCUUAUGUAACAAUAUACAUAUAUUUUAAGAAUCGCCCUGUAUAGGCAAAAAUUUACAAUAAAACCUGUAUAUUCUGUUA